Messenger RNA from Hevea brasiliensis (rubber tree), 3640 nucleotides. RefSeq lists its product as uncharacterized. The transcript has 5 exons. The record is from RefSeq and is a predicted model, not a curated record. NCBI's taxonomy places the organism in Eukaryota, Viridiplantae, Streptophyta, Magnoliopsida, Malpighiales, Euphorbiaceae. The coding region runs from base 1003 to 3450 and encodes 815 amino acids.
UGAGUUCAUAGACUGUGUAAUAGAGAGUGAGAGGGAUUGCUUUGAUUAUAAUCAAAUGAAUCCAGCAUCACGAAGCCCAGAUUCCAAGGGCAGAUCUUGGAAAUGGAAUAUCAAAUUGUGGGUGGUCAUAUUGCUGUUGUGUAAAUCCCUUUAAAAAAGAAAUGGUCUAAUAAAAUGGGUUUGCAUAUCCUUCCUUUUCCUGCUUUACAGGUCUAACCAGGGAGGCAAAUUGAGUUGAGGAGAGGCCAAUCUGCAAUCUCCCUUUGGACCCAUGGAGACUUGGUCUCUUAGGUGGCUACAUCAUCAUGACUAUGAAUUGACAGCGACUUUCUUGAUUGCUUGCUUGCUUUUUUUUAUUUGCACAAUUUGCUCCUUACCAGUUGCAGUCUACCUGAGCUACCCCUUUUCAGGCAAGCCACUCCUGAAAAUACAAUAUUCCGAAGACUCUGAUAGAGAUAUCAGAUGUGCUUCCUUUUUAUCUUCUUCAACUCUUGUUUCUUAUUUAGUGACGGAGACAAACUAGCAGGAAUCUAGUGCUUUUGUUUCCCAUAAACAGUCAUGGACUGAGAACAAGGAAAGAAAGAAAAAAAGAAAGGAUGGUGGGGAAGGGAAAGUAGUGGAAACGGAGGAUUACUUGAGUCAGUCUUCUCACUGAAAACCACUACCAGGGAGUAGUUAUGAUAGUUUUCUUCUAUUCUGUUACAGUAUAUUAAUUAUUUUUUUAACUGAUUUUGUAAUCUUCAUACACGUGUAGAAAUCACACAUGCUUUUGGCAUUAUCUGGCCAAUUUUUUAUGGAUAACUUCCAAAUCAUAAAUGCAGUACUGGUUUUUCUGAAGUUGGGUGAAGCUGGUGGUCCUUGAGGCCUCCAUUGAAACACAACACUGCUGUCUUUAAGGCUGCAAUUUCAUUUCACUUAAAGUUUGUGUGAUCUCUGGUUUUGAGUUGAAGAAGCUGUUGCCCUUUGUUUCUGACCUUCUGAAGAGAAGGAAGUUCCUUAGUAAUGGAUGAAAAAGGGGUCUCUAGUUCGCAUUUAACUGUCUCAGAAGAGAAGAGUGAUAGCUUCUAUCCAAUGUAUUUUGGUGUUUCUUGUGCUUUCUUUGCUCUCAAAGUCUUAUCAAGACCUGAUCGGGAAGAAGAAAGAUGGUCUGAAUUAUGUGAUAAAAUGCUUCAAGGAAGUGCCCAACUCUUGGGAUUGCUUGUGUGGAGAAUCCAGAGAGAAGGAGAAAAUAGUGAAGGAUAUAAGCUGCUUCAUGAGCUAGGGGCUGCAAAGAAAGAGAUCAAAAAGCUAAACCAAAUGAGACGUGAUGAUGCAAAGGCGAAUGAGAAAGUUGUUAGCAUCUUUGCAUCACAGGAGCAGGGAUGGUUGAUUGAGAGGAAAAAGCUCAGGCAGCACGCUGGAACUCUUAUGAAUGAAUUGAGGGUUCUUCAAAAAAGUGAAGAAGAAGCUAUUUCUGAAAUAAAUGAUAAAUUGAAGGAGAUGGAGCUUCUGGUGCAGGAGAAGGAUAAGGCAUUAGAGGAAAAGGAACAUAAGAGGAAGGAGUUAGAAGAAAAGUUUACAAAGGCUGAAAAUAGUGCAGAAGAGUUGAGAGAAACUGCAAAACGAGAAGCUCAAGAGUACUCUACUGAUCUUUGGAAGCAUAAGACUGCUUUUCUUGAGCUGGCGUCUAACCAGCAGCAGCUUGAAGCAGAGCUGGGUAGAGCACUUAGGCAACUUGAAUCUAAAAGGCAAGAGAUUGAUUUGGUCUUGGAACAAAAAGAGGAGUCAGUCCUGUUGACCCAAAAACUUUCCAUGGAAGUUGUAAAGAUGCGCAAAGAUUUAGAGCAGAAAGAUAAGAUCUUGUCUGCAAUGCUCAGGAAAUCCAAAGUGUAUACAGUUGAGAAGCAAAUGCUCCUAAAGGAGGCUGAACUAUCAAAGGCUAAGAGGAAGCAAGCUGAACUAGAAACAGAAAGGUGGAGAGCAGUUUCUGAGUCUAAAUAUAAGAGACAUUCAUUGAGAAGUAUGUUCGCUCGCCAAGCCAAUUCAAGGUCAGAUGAUCCUUCAAUUGCCAGAGGGACCUCACAAAUUGGGAAAGGGAGAUCACAGCCUGGUGAUUAUGUUCUAGAGUAUGAGAAUCCCGAGUUCCGAAAGGAUGCAGAAGUUUUUACUCCCUUUUCUGAAAGCUACUCACCAGAAAUAAAUGAUGAACUUGCAUUUGCAACUGACCUCAAGCAUUUGGAAGGGUGGGUUCGCUCAGAAGCAGAAAAGUAUGCAACCACAAUUGAGAAGAGGCAUCAUUUAGAAAUAGAUGCUUUUGCAGAACAGAUGAGGCUCAAAGAUGAGAAAUUAGAAGCUUUUCGUUGGCAAAUGCUAAGCAUGAAAAUAGAAUCAAAGCGAUUGCGGUCUUACGCUGCAGGACUGAGCCAGGAGUUGUCACAGCUCAGGCAUGAGAAUAUGAAAUUGGAAGCAUUGUCAUUGGAAAGGCAAGAAGAAUUAAAAGCUUUGAAAGAGCAAUUCAUAGUGCAAGUAACACCUCAUAUUAGCCGGAAGACAGACAAAGAUUCAUCUCUACCUGGUCCAACAUCAGCCCAUGGUGCCUCCAAUGUUAAGAUUGUAAAGAGAGAACCUGAAGAAAGGGAUCAAGAAACAAAAGCAGAUUUAAUGGAAAUGUCUCCAGCGCCAGAUGCAGAGAAAGAAGGAGGAGAAGGAGCCUUUAAUAAACAGUCCACUAAUGUUAUUUUCAUUGUUCAGUCUCCUGAAAAGGAGUUUGAAGAAAAGAAGAAUGUAUCUAAUGAGGCUCCGUUGAAGGACAAAAGUGCAAGUCUAGUGGAGAUUGAUUCUGUUCAAAAGUCAACUUGGCCUAGCCAGCCAUUGAUAAAGACAACUAAUUCUGCAUGUAGGAUGGAUCUUCAAGCUCUGGGAGUUUCUUACAAAAUCAAGAGGCUGAAGCAGCAACUCAUAAUGCUUGAGAGACUGACAGGAAAGCUAGAAAUUGGGGAACAUACAGAAAACAAUGAUAGCAUGCAGUAUGAGAUAAAGGGCUUCCAAUUACUGAUUUCUUUGCUUAAUAAACAAAUCAGCAGGUACCAUUCUCUUCAAGGCAAGACUGAUGAACUUUGCAAGAGAAUGCAUGAUAAUGAUGCAGACAAAAGUGAACAUUCCGGUUCAUUAAGAACAAAAGCGGGUACUAAAACAUUAGAGCAUUUUCUUGAAGAAACAUUUCAGCUUCAAAGAUAUAUUGUUGCAACAGGACAGAAAUUGAUGGAAGUUCAGUCCCAGAUUGCUUCUGGAUUUGCUGGGUCCCCUGAAGAUGUUGACAAGUCUGUCAGCUUUGACAUGAAGCGCUUUACUGAUAACAUAAGAACUCUUUUUCAAGAAGUUCAGAGAGGACUCGAAGUUCGAAUUGCUCGAAUUAUCGGGGAUCUGGAGGGAACACUGGCUUGUGAGGGUAUGAUACGAAUGAGGAGAUAGAAAUAUAGGAAGAACAACACGAAGACAAGGAUCAACAAGGGCGUCACGGUGUGAUUUACAAGUGUUUAUGCUUAUGUAUGCACAAAAUUUGUACAGGAAAAUACGCACAAGUUCUAUUGCAAUAGCUCAUUGCCAAGAAAUUUUCUCUUGUUUGCAAGUUUCAUGAAAUUGAUCCAUUAAUAAAUCCAAA